Penicillium bovifimosum is the source of this 1053-nucleotide messenger RNA. RefSeq lists its product as uncharacterized. The record is from RefSeq and is a predicted model, not a curated record. The transcript has a single exon. Lineage: Eukaryota; Fungi; Ascomycota; Eurotiomycetes; Eurotiales; Aspergillaceae. The coding region runs from base 1 to 1053 and encodes 350 amino acids. Gene Ontology annotation, cellular component: cytoplasm. Gene Ontology annotation, biological process: protein prenylation. Gene Ontology annotation, molecular function: protein prenyltransferase activity.
AUGUCCAACCCGAAGGAUGCAUUCCAGGAACUUGUCCGCAUCCUCUCAUCUAGAGACAACCAAGUCCUUGAGAUCGAGAUUAUUCCACCAAGUCUAGGCGCUUCAUUCCUACAAGAUGGCUGCUCAGUUGGUAUAGCAAAGAAAGCACUAGUGCAGGCCUUCACGGUCGCGCGACAGAUCUUCUUCGACCGGUUAAUACCAUUGUCCGAAAAUGACUUGCAAGUCUCAAUCUCUGAAGCCCAAUAUGGAAAUGCAGACUCGGUCAUUACAGAGGUCAUCCUCCUCUUCGACUGCGAACAUCUCACAGCCUGCAAUUGGCGCAAGCGCCGACUGCGCGCCGCCCUGGCCUGUAACAAGACGGCUGUCGCCCAGGAGCUGUUAGAGGCCGAGCUCACGCUCAUGUCGAGCUACCAGUGCUCACCGCUGCAUAGACACACCAAGUCACCGACGCUUUGGCAUCAUCGGCUGUGGGUGGUGGGUCAUCUCCUUGGAAAUCGACACUGGGGCAGCGGGGAAUUGCUCGAGUUGCAACGAACAGAGCUGGAUGGCGUUCUCCGGGCUGGGGAACUUCACCCCAAGAAUUAUUAUGCAUUCAACUACAUGCGUCAGCUGUGUGUGCUUCUCAGUGAUACAGUCGCGUCGGUGGCUGAGCAACCGAUCUGGAAGACUGAAUCGGCGCUGUCGAUUAUCGACCCGGUCAUCAAUUGGUGCUUGGCCAACCCGCGCGAUAUAUCGGGCUGGAGCUUUGGAAUAUAUGUGCUAAGCAAUGUCGCUGGCCCGCAAUAUCGGGUGCGUACUAUUUCGAGGGUCGUUGAGUUUGCGCUCAACAUUGGAUGGGAAGGCGAGAGUCUCUGGACUUUCGUUGAUCACGCCUCGGGACAAUUCGGCCUCGAAAGCGUGGUUGAAGAUACCAUGGCAUUGCACAGUGGUCAAGCAACCAGGUUCAGUGACUCUCCGACGGCCCCAGAGGGUCGACAUAACAAGUCGUGGCAGACCUGGCUGGCCCGGGCAAGAGUGUGUCGGGAGGCGGAAGGCCAAAGGCAAAGUAUGUGA